This is a messenger RNA of Xyrauchen texanus (razorback sucker), 4217 nucleotides long. RefSeq names its product protein kinase, cAMP-dependent, regulatory, type I, alpha (tissue specific extinguisher 1) a (gene prkar1aa). The transcript is spliced from 11 exons. Bases 113 to 1252 code for a protein of 379 amino acids. Gene Ontology annotation, biological process: regulation of protein phosphorylation. Lineage: Eukaryota; Metazoa; Chordata; Actinopteri; Cypriniformes; Catostomidae. The record is from RefSeq and is a predicted model, not a curated record. Gene Ontology annotation, cellular component: cAMP-dependent protein kinase complex. Gene Ontology annotation, molecular function: cAMP-dependent protein kinase regulator activity.
GUUGUGAUUGGUCAUAACCUUUUCCGGUGAGGCAUCUUUCCGUCCAAGGACUGCGAAAGCUAGUGUUACGGAGUAAAACGAGGACAAACUCAUCGAAACAACACAGGUCAACAUGGCGUCCAGCAGUACGAACAGUGAAGAGGAGAGGAGUUUGCGGGAGUGUGAGCGCUAUGUGCAGAAGAACAACAUCCAGCAGCUGCUGAAGGACUGUAUUGUGCAACUGUGCACCUCUAGGCCUGAAAGGCCAAUGGCUUUCCUCAGAGAGUACUUUGAAAGGCUUGAGAAGGAGGAAGCUAAACAGAUCAUUAGCCAGCAGAAGUCGAGCUCUCGUUCAGACUCCCGUGAAGAUGAGGUCUCUCCUCCCAUGAACCCUGUGGUUAAGGGCCGGCGGCGCCGUGGUGCCAUCAGUGCAGAGGUCUACACUGAGGAAGAUGCUGCUUCCUAUGUCAGAAAGGUCAUUCCUAAAGACUAUAAAACUAUGGCUGCCCUUGCUAAAGCAAUUGAGAAAAAUGUGCUUUUUGCCCAUCUUGAUGACAACGAAAGAAGUGACAUAUUUGAUGCCAUGUUCUCAGUCACCUACAUUGCAGGAGAAACUGUCAUUCAACAAGGUGAUGAGGGUGAUAACUUUUAUGUUAUUGACCAAGGUGAAAUGGAUGUGCAUGUCAACAAUGAAUGGGUGACCAAUAUUGGAGAGGGUGGCAGUUUUGGUGAGCUGGCUUUAAUCUACGGUACACCCAGAGCAGCCACUGUCAGAGCAAAGACCAAUGUCAAGCUGUGGGGGAUAGACAGAGACAGCUAUAGGAGAAUACUCAUGGGAAGCACUCUGAGAAAGAGGAAAAUGUAUGAAGAAUUUCUUAGCAAAGUCUCCAUUUUGGAAUCUUUGGAUAAAUGGGAACGGUUGACUGUUGCUGAUGCCCUUGAGACAGUCAACUUUGAGGAUGGCCAGAAGAUUGUUGUGCAGGGUCAACCUGGAGAUGAAUUUUUCAUUAUCCUUGAGGGGUCUGCAGCAGUCCUGCAGCGACGGUCAGAGAAUGAGGAGUUUGUGGAGGUUGGAAGACUUGCUCCUUCUGACUACUUUGGUGAGAUUGCCCUGCUCAUGAACCGCCCUCGUGCUGCCACAGUGGUUGCUCGUGGUCCGCUGAAGUGCGUAAAACUUGACCGUCCCCGGUUCGAAAGGGUGCUUGGUCCCUGCUCAGAUAUCCUGAAGAGAAACAUACAGCAGUACAACAGCUUUGUGUCUCUGUCCGUCUGAGAUGCGCUAGGCUUUUUCCUCCUCUAUUGCAGGGUCCACCAAUGCAAAUCUGCUUUAAUUUCUUACUUUUCUUUAUGCAUUUUCCAACAAACAGGUGCCCUUUUACUUCAGUGUUCUCUCUCUGUCUGUUUUUCAAUUUGUCCUGUGCCCUGUCCCAUUUGUAUCCAUCAUAGAUUAUGGCUGUUUGUUUGUUUUGUCUGAGAAACGAGCCAGUUAUUGUGCCACAGAUGCCUGUCAUGUGAACAUAACAAAAAUGUAUCGGGGUUUUCUCUUGCCUCCAAAUUUCUUAAAGUUUCUCUGUAACAGUGUUUUGAAUGGAAGGAUAACUUUGUCAAGACGUGUGUCGUCUCAGUAUAUUAUAACGCAUCUUAAUGGAGCCAUUGAAAUUUUCAGAUUCAGUUUUCAUUUCAAGAUUUCAAAUAUAGGAAAGCCAAAGGCAAAGCCAUGCGCGUUAUGUUGUUUUCUUGAGGAUACUGAAGUUUAAAUGUCACCGUGUUUAACAUGGUCAUCAGCUUUGCUCUUUUAUUGUUAUAGCUGCACAUAUAUAGUGUAUUUAAAUGAUUAUAUAUUAGAAGUAAUUGACCAUAACCAUAUUUUUUGCACAGUUUGAUAUCUAUAUAUAUGCAUAAUGAACACUUUAUAUGCGCCUGCUGUUUUGCAUUGGGGAAACUGCUUUUUUUUUUCCUACUUGGUUGGACAUUCUGAUCUUCUUUCGUCCUCCAUGAGACAUGCACAGGCUUGCACUGGACUCUUUAUUUGGAGCAGACCAGGAUUAGUCAAAUUUCGUUUUAAAGUUACACUUUUUUUUUUUUUUCUGGAAUGCCCUCAGUUGCAAAUGCUUUUAAUUGUUUGUUUCACCCACAAUGGUAGUUAUUUUCAUUAAUUAAUUAUUUUGUUUAAUCAAAGAAAUUACGGUGGAUAUUAGUAAUGAAAGGUUAAGGUUAUAUUUGUUAACAUUGUGUUUAAUCGUUAAUAUCGGGAGCGCUACAGAAAUGUAACAGUUGGAGGAUGCUUGUAAAAACUGAGCUUUGUGACAGACUGAGAAUGUCAGCGUCCUCCUUUUAACAACAGUGAGUGACUACUUGGUGACCUUGGCCAACAGAUUUUUUCCCCUCUUAUUCCUCCAAUUAGAUUUUCUCUCUCUAUGAAAGUGUAUGUCAACCCCCCAAACCACAUGCAAAUAUGUGGAUAAUAGGCCAGGGCUAAAAAAUGUGCAAAUUGUUUCCAAAUAAUUUGUGUCCUUUUUUGUUUCAGAUUUAGAUUAUUUAUGCUACCCAUAAUGAAAUCAAAGUCUUAAAACAGGGACAGUAUUUACCGCUUGUAUUGAGUUCAUGCUGUCUGUAUGCCAUGAGAUAUGGGCUGGGAUCCAUACAAUGUUAUGAAAUUCACUACUGCUACCACCUUAAUCUCUUAUCGUAUAUUGUUCUUUAAGUAAAGGUUUCUCCAAGUUGUACAGUUUUAUUGGGUGGUACAGUAUAGUGUUAACAGUUGCUAAAGUUAGAUUUUAGUUGUCACAAUUGUAUUAUUUUGAAUGAAUUGAUCUGUAUUUUAAUUGUAAUUUUUUUCAUGCAUCUUUGUCAUUCAGAUAUUUAGUAUGCGGAUACCCAGCUCAUUUAUAUCACAGACUCGUGUUAUUGCAAGCAAAUUUAGGUUUUGAAAAGUGCCUGAUUUAUUUUAUUUUUAUAAUGAUUAUUUUGCUAUCCCUCUAAUAUAUUCAUAACUGUUUUGUUAGCUUGAUACCUGUAUUACUUAUAAACCUUAAUAUUUUUAUUCCAUCCUUAAAGGAUCCCCAUAACAAUAUAAUUGAUUAGUAGACACUGAGUUAUUUAUUUAGACAUAAAGCUCCAGUAAUUUAGGGUUUGCAUAGAACUUUCCCAAAAUUGCUUUGAAUAUUAAAGCGAGAGACCAGUGAAAUUAUACAUGUAGUGUGUUUGUAUCUUAAAUAUUUGAGUUUGCCCUACUAACCUCAUGGAAUAAUUGUUUUUUUUCUUCACCUGUUGUCUUUCCAUGACACUUCAUUUUAGAAAGUUUUAUAGCAUGUCAGUGCAGCAGUUUUUUUUUGCUGACAUGCUCAUUCACAGAUUUCUGCCACUUUAGUUCUAAGAUUUUAUAAGAAUUUCAGAAUCAGUAAAAUCUUGGUGCUGUAUUUAAAACCACAGAAUUUGCCACCCAUAAUUGCAGGGGAUGUGAAAUUAUAUAUAUUCAUAUAAUAUAGCCUUGUGAUUAACCGUUCCACUGUAGUUUUAAUGAGUGGUUUAUGCCUUAUGAUGGGGUUGAAUAAAUGAACAUGUUUAAUUGUUUAUAAUUGGUAUGAGUCAAUAUAAUGUAAACUGUGAUACCAUUUGUUAGGCAUUUAAUUGCUUACUGGUUAUUGCUCAUGCUCUAUUAAUUUAACUUUAUUGUUCGACAGUGCAGAAUUGAUGUUUCAAUUUUAGUUAAAUAAAAGGAUCCAUCAAUCUUUGACAUUUUUGUUUGAUCUGGGAAUAGAUUGAAUGGUUUUUUAGCACCACGAUUGCAAAGUUCUUCUUAUUUUAUUAUGAUUUAUUUUUACUUUUUACAGCUCCAGUCCCUGUCUCCUCAAGAACAUUCAGUGGUACUUUGGAAAUGUGUUUGUAUUAGCCCCCCUCUACAAUACUAUUUUUUUGGAACUUGCUUUUUAUUCCCUGUGACUUCUAAUGGUGUUUCCUUCUGGAUUUUCCAGUAAAAUUAUAUGUUAUACUAUAUAGAGAGGAAUUUAUAUAUUUGGUUGUAAGCUUUGUUAUCAGGGACUCCUGUUCACAUGUUCUUCAGCUGUUCAGUUUGUUAAGCCCUCGGCACAGAGAUGUAUAAAAUGUCAGAGGACCAUUUUUCUAUUAUUCUUUUUCUAUAAUAUGGUUUGAUUUCAUUGGAUGUGCUAAAGUUGUAAACCUUUUGGUAUAGAUUGUCCCAAUGGCAGGUCAAGCAAUAAAAUUAUAAAUUCUUGAAA